GUUCUUAAUGAAUGCAUUUAUGUUUCUGAAUCGAAAGCCAGAAGGGUCUUGUUUAGGACUAGCCUUUUAACUCGUAGGAGGCUUAACGGUCCUUCUCAUGAGCGGGCUUCCGCGGAGGCAGAGACGGACUCCAGACAAAAGCCGAUGGACGCCUUGAGAGCUUCCUAUGGUGGCGCUUCUUCCGAUUCCGACUCCAGCCCGACUAUUUCACCAGUAUCAUCACCGCCACCGUCAACCUCAAAUUACAAUCCCCACCAGACAUCAACACCUCUGCCUCCACCCCCUCUUGCUCUCCUCCACUCACCCGAUUCUUUCGGUGCAUUUGAUUAUUUACAAACUGAGCAACCCACUCGAGUUCGAAGCUUCCCUCAUGUCCAAGGAAAUUACGCUUUGCACGUCUACAUUCCCGUUGACAGCUGCUAUCUACCAUCUUCCUGCAGUUCAUAUACCAUCUUCGCCCAGGAAGGAGCUGGUUCAGUUUUUGAGAAAGUUUACUGAUCUUGUACCCGGUCUUCAUGCUGUUGACAUAGAUGUCCCGUUAACUAGUUUGCUUAAGGAUGAUAACAAAUUUGAACAAGUUGUUCUAGGAAGGGAAUUUCAUAUUAGUCUCGGAAGAACUGUUCCGAUACGGGUGCACCAGAGAGACUCUGUGCUGACAAUGCUUCGCCAGAAGCUUCAGUUUCAGAAGAUGUAUUGGAUUGAUUUUGCCAAAUGGGUGGUAUUUGUUAAUGAUGAUUUCACCCGCUCUUUUCUCUCCAUGGAAGUUAUUGCAGGAGGCUUGGCUGAGAUAACAAAACAAAUUGAUGCUGUUAAUGAGGUAUACAGGCUUCACAAUCUUCCAGAAUUUUACAAGGAUCCACGCCCUCAUAUAUCUGUGGCCUGGGCAUUAGGUGAUGUUGGUGAUUUCAUGACGGGAGUUGUAGAGGAAGAAAUGAAGAGAUUCAGUUUGACUGGAGGUUCAUCAAGGAAGCAUAUUUUUAACUGCAAAUUUGGUGGUGUUCAGUGCAGAAUAGGUAAUCGAACCUAUGAGAUUUGCAAAUUUCAGGAGUUAUAGCGAAUUAAAUGAGAAACUUCAGAGAGUUAAUAUAUUGCCUUUAAAUUCUGUGUGGAUUUAAAAUUGAUGUUAUGCCUGCUGUGUAUAUAUAUAUAUAUAUAUAAAUUUUGGGGGCUCUUCAUGACUGCAUAUAACACAAGGUGA
Messenger RNA from Coffea eugenioides, 1198 nucleotides. RefSeq names its product U6 snRNA phosphodiesterase. Gene Ontology annotation, cellular component: nucleus. The coding region runs from base 167 to 1054 and encodes 295 amino acids. Gene Ontology annotation, biological process: U6 snRNA 3'-end processing. The record is from RefSeq and is a predicted model, not a curated record. Gene Ontology annotation, molecular function: 3'-5'-RNA exonuclease activity. Lineage: Eukaryota; Viridiplantae; Streptophyta; Magnoliopsida; Gentianales; Rubiaceae. The transcript has 6 exons.